Phalaenopsis equestris is the source of this 696-nucleotide messenger RNA. RefSeq lists its product as uncharacterized. The transcript has 3 exons. The coding region runs from base 1 to 696 and encodes 231 amino acids. The record is from RefSeq and is a predicted model, not a curated record. Lineage: Eukaryota; Viridiplantae; Streptophyta; Magnoliopsida; Asparagales; Orchidaceae.
AUGCACAGGAACGGGCACCGGCCAGAGUCGAGGACGGGAAGGGACGAAGCUCGCGGCCUCUCUAAAAUCUCGCGUUCUAGGGCAAAGGGAUUGUACAGUUAUCUAUUGUUUACGCGGGGUUCAGCGGUGGAUAGAGCUCUUUUAUGGGAGGAUUUGAAUUUGGUAAAAGCUGCUGUUUAUUGUCCUUGGAUUGGUGAUUCUCUGAUAUGGAAAGAAUUGCUUAAUGUAGGAAAUAAAGCUGUAGAGAUGUUUGUGUGGGAUUUGGGCGAGGAAAAAGUUAAUUUCUGGAGGGAUGAUUGGACCAUUAAAGGCCCUUUGUAUGCUAUUUACGAUGAUAUGAUGGCUAGCAAUGUUACUGUUUCUGAUUUUUUGAAUCAUGACAGCUGGUAUAUGGGCAAACUUAAUCUGGUUUUGAAUAAGGAGAUGGUGGAUUAUGUGGUUAUAAUUCCAUUUGAUACAAGUAAGAAGGAUGUGCUUAAAUGUAAAUUUGUGGGUAAUCAUUCGGUUACCAAAAGUAUUGCUAAAGGGUUAUAUUAUUGUCAUAAUCAGCAAAAUGGGAAUCUCAUAUGGAAUAGGUUCUUAAAGCCUUCUCAGUCGUUUUUGGCAUGGAGAAUGAAAUUUAUGUUUUUGCCUAUGGAUGAUAUACUUAAACGUAAGGUGCUUAAAAUGACUUCUAUUUGUCUUCUAUGCAGAUAG